Phoenix dactylifera (date palm) is the source of this 2355-nucleotide messenger RNA. The record is from RefSeq and is a predicted model, not a curated record. NCBI's taxonomy places the organism in Eukaryota, Viridiplantae, Streptophyta, Magnoliopsida, Arecales, Arecaceae.
UGAUGCAUCCCAUGACAUGAACUACGUUUCACACCUAAAUAGUGAUCUACAAUUUGAGAUAGAAGACCACAUUCCUGAGUUGCAGCUCCUCCUGCGUCUUCAUAUGAUCGAUCAAACUUAGCUACAAGCCCAUGCCCUCUUCCAGCUUCUCAGCCCAGGCCCUGAAUAAUCUUGGGGGCCUAACUCUGCUUGUUAAUAGUGGGCCCCCAAAACUAGAUCCAAUUACAUUUAUCUGGAUGCCGAUUGAAAUGAAAUCCGGCGAGCGCCGCCGUUUGGCGAGCCGCGGGAAGCUGAGACGCGGCCGGGCGAAGACUUUUUUCCGCUACCGGUGACACCGACUCCAGUUUUCCCCCAAACCUUGGGCGCCCGCCGCUGGAAUCCCGAUCCAACGGAACUCUUCCUCCCUGUAGGAAAGAAUAUGGAAUAAAGACCAAGAAGGAGAAAGAAAUAAAUGAACAAGUUAAAUGCUGCAGUGUUCCUUGCCAAAUAUACAUGGGGGUGGUAUCCACCAUUUAUUUCCGAAGGAAUCACCGUCGAAAGCUCGUCCUUUUAUUCCUCUAAGCUCUCUCGGCCAAGGCCAUGGCUUUCUCGCGGCCGUCGUUGAUGGCGAGGGGCGUGCGUCGCCCCCGGUUGUUCUCGAACCGGCGUUCGUCGCUGUACGCGCUCGCGCUGACGGUGCUCCUUAUGCUGUCUGUGGUCCUUCUCAUGCUCCUUGCCCUCGGCAUCUUCUCCCUUCCCGUCCCUUCCAACAGCGCCCCUGAAGGCGUCGACAUCCGCCAACGCCAUGAUAGAUCCGUCUUCGAGGCGACAACUACGUAUCUCGGCGAUGGGAAUGGACUAGGGAAGAGGGGGGUGCAGUGGACGGAGGUCGUCUCGUGGGAGCCCAGAGCGUUCAUCUACCACAAUUUCUUGUCCAAGGAGGAGUGUGAAUACCUAAUUAAACUGGCAAAGCCUCAUAUGGUGAAGUCGACAGUUGUUGAUAGCACUACUGGUAGAAGUAAAGGCAGCAGGGUUCGCACAAGCUCAGGCAUGUUUCUCAGACGAGGACAAGACAAAAUCAUUCAAUACAUUGAAAAAAGGAUAGCAGAUUAUACCUUUAUACCUGUAGAGCAUGGGGAGGGGCUCCAAGUUCUGCAUUAUGGAGUUGGACAGAAAUAUGAACCACACUUUGACUACUUUCUUGAUGAAUUCAACACUAAGAAUGGGGGUCAGCGUAUGGCUACCCUUCUAAUGUAUCUUUCAGAUGUUGAAGAAGGCGGUGAGACAAUAUUCCCAUCUGUCAAGGUCAACAGUAGUUCUUUACCAUCGUACAAUGAGCUAUCUGAGUGUGGAAAGAAAGGUCUUUCUGUUAAACCAAAGAUGGGAGAUGCCUUACUCUUUUGGAGCAUGAAGCCUGAUGCCAUUGUAGACCCAUUAAGUUUGCAUGGUGCAUGUCCUGUGAUUAAAGGGAAUAAGUGGUCAUGUACGAAAUGGAUGCAUAUCCAUGAGUAUGAAGUUUAAUGUAUCACAUUACAGUGAAGUGGUGAAUGAUUCAUCAAGGAAAAUGGUGGAAAACAAGUUAUUUGGUGAUAAAGGAGUUUGCCUGUUAUUGGUAGGGUGAACUGGAGCACUCACCUUGGAGGUGCUCAACUAUAUAAAUUUGCAUUUUAUUCGACAUCAUAUGGAGAUUGGUACGGGAGUUUCAGAGUAUGAGAGAGCAUUUUCGGCAAGGCUUAAAAGAGGCUGUUAGGUUCUACAUAUUCAUUUAAUGCUCUAUGUGACAUUGCUACAUUUAAGUGAUAUAAUGAAUGAAGGAGGCAGUCCAUAUGAUGUUCAUUUGAACGCUGCUACAACGUUAGAUGCAUACCCAACUUGUUGGCAAUAUCAGCUUUGAUUUUUGACACCAAUGUUCUGACUUGGAUAAUAAUCCAAUUAGAGAUUCAAGGAUACGACUAGUUCUCCUAAAUUUUUAGGACACGAAUAUGGGUAAGUAUAUCCUCCAUGUGAUUGUCUGCCAUAGAAGUUCAGUUAUUAAAUGUAUAUAGACACUCCUAGAGAAGAAAGCAUUCAAGAUGAACUAUACAGAUCAAUGUCCAGAAAUCAAGUUUCCAACCAAUUCAUUGAUCUUGUUGAAGUUUCUGGAAACCACAGAUUCUAUGAUAUACAAUUUGUUUCUAUGACUUAUCUAAGAGGAGCCAAGUGUACUAAAUUCAGGAUCGACAGAAUGCUUGAUUAAUAAUCUUUGACCUCGUUGUUAUGAAGAUUGCAAUAUUUUGUGGUUUUUGUAUGGUAAGUGAGAGAAAAGACAGUAUUUUGCAUUAUAUUGCAGCAUUAAGUUCUCUGUGUGUGUGUGUGUUUUUUUUUGUUUUUUUUUUU